AUGAUAGAGUGGCUCGCUCGUUUUCGUCAGUUUGAUCUGCCGCGCUUUGAUGGUAGUUGUACGGAGCCCUGGGUUGUAGAGGUCUGGAUGAGCGCGAUGGAGAAGUUAUUCGAGGACUUGUUUAUACUAGAGCGGGAGCACGUACAUCUGAGAGUGCACUGUUUGGCAGGCGAUGCACACUCUUGGUGGAGGAGGAUGAGGCGGACUCCAGGGGUGGUGGCGCUACAGAUGAAGUGGGUCGAGUUUUGUGGAUCGCUGUACGGGGCCUAUUUCCCAAACAGCGUGAAGCAAAAGCUCAAAGAGGACCUGAAGAAGCUACAGCAGGGAGAGCGAUCAGUUCAGGAGUACCCUCACGAGUUUACUCGGCUUCUGAACUGUGUGCCGUUUGUAGCCCGGGAUGAAGCCCACAAAGUGUAUCUGUAUGAGGGGGGCUUGAGGCCAGAGAUCCUCCGGUUGGUGCAGGCGCAGAGGUUGAGGACCUUGGAUGCGUCGAUUGAGCAGGCAUUGUUGGUGGAGAAAGGAGAUGUAUCGAUCCGUGAGUAG
Ananas comosus (pineapple) is the source of this 543-nucleotide messenger RNA. RefSeq lists its product as uncharacterized. The coding region runs from base 1 to 543 and encodes 180 amino acids. The transcript has a single exon. NCBI's taxonomy places the organism in Eukaryota, Viridiplantae, Streptophyta, Magnoliopsida, Poales, Bromeliaceae. The record is from RefSeq and is a predicted model, not a curated record.